AUGCUGCUCAGCUCCCCGCAGAGCGGUGGCGGCGACUCCUGCGAGCGCCGGCGCGACCACACCGGCGACCUUCGGCAGGUCCGCUCCUGCUUCUUCCUGACUUCCCCGUCUAUUAACCGCUAUAAGCCUUCCGCUCCUUCUCACCAUUUUCCUGGCCCGCAGCGACCCCCUUUGUUAACAGGAAUGACUCCGAGGGAAAGGGCAAAGGUGGAUGGUGCGCCGUCGCCGCCGGAUGCUGAUGGCGAUCGCAUCAGCGCGCUCCCGGACGACGCCCUCCAUCACGUCCUCUCGUUCCUCCCGGCGGAGGACGUCAUGCCGUGCGGACAUGCCUGCUCGCCCGGCGCUGGCGCCAUCUCUGGAAUUUUGGGUAGCACACCAUCAUUAAAAGAGGCAUUUGCCAGAGAUCAUAUUUGGGAUUGUGGAAAUGAUGAUUGUUUCUCUUUUAAUGGUGUCAUACCUGACGAAUCCAACUACAAGAACAAAUGUUUUCUUCUGCAAGGAUUGUCGGAAGCUGAGAAUUUGGCAUUGAUGUGUGACUACAAUGGGGUUGUUUUCCACAGGGAUUUGUUGUGGUGCCCAACUUUUAACAACUUGAGGACUCUAUUGCUGAAUGAAUGGUGGUGCUUGGAUCCUGACUUCUAUGGGCUAAAUCUCAUUCUCAAGCACUCACCGGUUCUGGAGAAGCUCAACCUUCAUCUUUUUGCUAAGGGACCUCAACAUAAAGUGGAAAUGAUAGGCAGGUACAAUCAAAUGGAGAGAUCAGCUACUAUAUUAAAACACCUGAAGGAAAUUGAAGUCAAAUGUGAUGUGGUUAACGAGCAACUUCACAAAGUUUUGAAGUUUCUGGGUACAUUUGGCAUACUGGAGCUGAGGAUGGUGAGGAAGAACCAGGAGCUGAGUCCUGGACAUGGAGAUGAGGGGUGA
This is a messenger RNA of Miscanthus lutarioriparius, 924 nucleotides long. The record is from the annotation of a GenBank genome assembly. Lineage: Eukaryota; Viridiplantae; Streptophyta; Magnoliopsida; Poales; Poaceae.